CUUAAACACUCUUGACCACCAACACACAGUUCUUAGAUCCUGAUCCCACCAUGAUUACCUUCAACGACGGCGCUAUUGUAUACCGCUACGACUCCGAAAUAGUUCGACUGGAGCCUUGGGGAGAAAAUGCAUUCCGUGUCCGCGCAACCAAAAUUUCGACUUUCCCAUCGGAGAAUUGGGCAUUGGAGGUCCCUGCAAAGACGCAACCAUCGCUGUCGAUGAAUGACGAGGGGGCAAACAUAGUGAAUGGGCGAAUAAAAGCUACGAUCACACAUGGUGGCAAGAUCACGAUUGAGAACCACGAAGGAGUCGUUUUGCUGGAGGAGUACUCGCGCAAUCGUCGUGAUCCUACAAAUCCCAGAUGCAGUGCACUUGAGAUCGAAGCACGGCAAUUCCGCCCGAUACUCGGUACGGAAUCAUUCCAUGUGACCAUGAGGCUGGAGAGUCUGGACGAGAACGAAAAAUUGUUUGGUAUGGGACAGUACCAGCAACCGCAGUUAAAUUUAAAGGGUCAUGAUCUUGAGCUUGCACACCGCAAUUCUCAAGCCAGUGUUCCUUUCAUGCUUUCAUCGCGAGGCUAUGGAUUUCUUUGGAACAAUCCUGCAAUUGGUCGGGCGGUCCUAGGAUCAAAUGUCAUGACAUUCGAGGCAAAUUCCACUACAGUUUUAGACUAUUGGAUCAUUGCUGGAUCAACGCCGGAAGAGAUAGUUCAAGGUUACGCAAGCGCGACUGGAAAGGUUCCCAUGAUGCCGGAGUUUGGCCUCGGCUUCUGGCAAUGUAAACUUCGAUACCAGACCCAGGAGGAGUUACUUGAAGUGGCCAGAGAAUACAGGAAGAGAAAUUUGCCAAUUGAUUUGAUUGUUAUUGAUUUCUUCCAUUGGCCAUUGCAGGGAGAGUGGAAAUUUGAUCCAACCUACUGGCCCGAUCCAGAUGCCAUGGUCAAAGAGCUGCAAGACCUCAAAAUCGAGCUCAUGGUGUCAGUUUGGCCCACGGUAGAUAAACGAUCGGAGAACUACCAAGAGAUGCUUGAAGGUGGACAUUUGAUUCGUGUUGACCGUGGCAUACGCACUGCGAUGGAUUUUGAAGGCGACACUGUUCAUUUCGAUGCAACAAAUCCAGAAACACGCAAAUACGUAUGGGAGAAAUGCAGAGAAAAUUAUUUCAAGAAAGGAAUCAAGGUGUUCUGGCUUGACGAGGCUGAGCCCGAGUACACUGCCUACGACUUUGAGAAUUACAGAUACCAUCUAGGUUCCAAUAACACUAUCGGAAACAUCUACCCACGGGACUAUGCACGAGGAUUCUUCGAAGGGAUGAAAGAAGAGAUGGGCCAUGGAAAUAUCGUGAAUCUUUUGAGAUGUGCUUGGGCUGGUAGCCAGAAAUAUGGUGCACUUGUAUGGAGCGGCGAUAUUGCCUCGUCGUGGUCGAGUUUUCGCAAUCAGCUCGCUGCAGGCCUGAACAUGGGCAUAUCAGGUUUACCUUGGUGGACAACUGAUAUAGGGGGAUUUCAUGGAGGUGAUCCCAAUGAUCAGGGUUUUCGUGAAUUGUUUGUGCGAUGGUUCCAAUGGGGCACAUUCUGCCCUGUUAUGCGCCUCCAUGGCGACCGCGAACCGCGCCAGCCCAUAAUAUACCCAGGAGCUCCUGGGGGCGCAACCUGUCGAUCCGGGGCAGCUAAUGAGGUCUGGUCGUAUGGAGAAGAUGUCUACGAGAUUUGCAAAAAGUAUCUUCUCAUACGCGAAGAAUUGCGAGACUACACUCGCGAGCUGAUGAAAGAAGCACAUGAGAAAGGAUCUCCGGUCAUACGGCCCCUCUUCUAUGAGUUUCCACAGGACAAAAUCUGUUGGAGCAAGAACGAGCAAUACAUGUACGGCAGUAAAUACCUUUGCUGUCCUGUCAUGGCUGCCGGAUUGCGGACAAUAGACGUAUACUUGCCCCACUUGCCGGACGCGCAGUUGUGGAGUUCUUGGGAGGGAGGAAAGACGUUUAACGGUGGCCAGCAUGUGCAAGUGAAUUGCCCAUUAGAAACAAUGCCUGUAUUUGUUAAGCAAGGGUGAGCUUAGCUUUACCAGAAUGAACUAUCCAGUGUGAACAUACCUCAAAUUGACAUGCCAUUUCUAGAUCACUUAGACAUAUAAAUAGUAAAGCU
Messenger RNA from Aaosphaeria arxii CBS 175.79, 2143 nucleotides. RefSeq names its product glycoside hydrolase family 31 protein. The transcript is spliced from 2 exons. Gene Ontology annotation, biological process: carbohydrate metabolic process. Lineage: Eukaryota; Fungi; Ascomycota; Dothideomycetes; Pleosporales. The coding region runs from base 51 to 2051 and encodes 666 amino acids. The record is from RefSeq and is a predicted model, not a curated record. Gene Ontology annotation, molecular function: carbohydrate binding; hydrolase activity, hydrolyzing O-glycosyl compounds.